Messenger RNA from Durotheca rogersii, 1965 nucleotides. RefSeq lists its product as uncharacterized. The transcript has 7 exons. The coding region runs from base 1 to 1965 and encodes 654 amino acids. Gene Ontology annotation, molecular function: protein binding. NCBI's taxonomy places the organism in Eukaryota, Fungi, Ascomycota, Sordariomycetes, Xylariales, Xylariaceae. The record is from RefSeq and is a predicted model, not a curated record.
AUGACGACCGCCGCGCGCCGGCGAGGCAACGAGAGACAGGCCGCCCUCCUCGAGAAAGGCGGGAAACUCUAUGGCGAAAAGGAGUACGACCGUGCCGAAGCUGCCUUUUCCGAGGCCAUGGGCAUGUGCAAAUGCGGCAUCGCUCUCGGCGAGCCCUGCACCUGUAGGGACAUCAUGCGGGGAAUCGACCAGAGCCGGUUGAAGGACGUCCUGGCCGAGCGGUGCAGCUGCGCCGCGGCAUCCAACAGCCGCUGUGGCGAAUCGCUCCACCUAUCCGCCUUCGAUUCCCUCAUCGCCGUCUACGAGAAGAGGGGCCAGAUUGACGAGGCGCUCGAACGUGCGAAGCAGAUGAUCAACCUCUGCCCCAGAGAGCCUAAAAGCUUCCUACGUCUAGCGAAGCUCCUCCGCCUAAAGGGCCUGAACCUGCAAGCACUCCUUACCUACAAGCAAGGUAUCGACCUCGUCGAGAGAAAGUACCCGGACCAUGCUCUUUUGGAUACCCUGCGCCAACUGAGGGACAAGAUGCAGCAGCUCGUCGCCAGGUUCGACCCCAUCGUCACUCUCCCUCCCGAGCUCUGGCACAUGGUGUUUCAGUAUCUAGACUUACGGACAAAGUGUCGCUGCUUGCGGGUGUCCAAGACGUGGAAACUAUCUCUGACCGCGCCCGGCGCCCGCAACCUGUGGAAGGUCCAAGGGUACGCGUUCUCUCGACCCGGGUCCGGCCCCGCCAUGCAGAAGUCCGUCCGAGCGAACGUCAGCUACGCGGCCCACCAAAUCACCGAGCUCUCCGUCGACGACUGCUUCGAGUUCUUCACCAAGAUGGGCCGCACCCCGGUCCUAUUCCUCACCCCCCACCUGCGAGUCCUGAAGCUCCGCGGCAGAAGCUACCGGGGCCAUCCCGUCCCCCCGCCCUUCGAGCUCAAGCCGUCGAUGCUGGACAUGAACAGGGUCAAGGCGCUUCGGCUCACGCACCUCUACAUCGGCGAGACCGUGCAGGCGAGCUGGGUCCUCCUGUGGAAGCUGAUCGAGUCGUCGCACACCACUCUGGAGGAGCUCUCGGUCCUGUCCUUCCAGCACAUCGAGGGCUCGCGCGUCAACUUUGUCCAGCCGAGCCCGCCGGCGUUCCGGGACUGGCCCAAGCUCGAGCGGCUGAAGACCAUCCGGCUGGUGACUCACCCCGCGUGGGGGCAUUGGUGCGUCGACGUGGGCGAUAUCGUGGACGUGGCCCCGAACGCGGAGGAGGUCUGGCUCGACAUGGUCUACUGCGGCGACCCGACGGGGCCGUCGUGGAAGAAGGCGCGCAGCAUCCACAUCGGGGGCGGCGUGCACGCGGACGUGGCGCCGCGGAUCCUGUCCGGCCUCACCGAGAACAUCCGCGAGCUCUACCUGGACUCGAUCCCCGCCCAUAUCCCGAGCGCACUGCCUCUCGGGAAGCUCGAGAAGCUGUCGGCGGACACGCAGCAGGCGCGCCAGCAGCACCGGGGGCGGGGCGGGGACUGGACCGAGGCGGAGUUCGAGGCGCUGGUGCGGCCGGGGCUGGAGUCGGGGACGCUGCGGGAGCUGGACUUCCGGCCGCUGCCGGCGCGGGCGCUGCUGGAAGGGGGCGGCGACGGCGGGGCGCGCGCGGCGCUGGCCUGGUUCCGCGGCGCGAGCGUGACGCACCUGUCGCUGACGGGGUUCGCGCGCAACGGCUGCCACGCCGCGCCGCGCUUCGACGACGCCGUGCUCGCCCUGCUCGACCGCUUCCCCGCCGCCCGCCACCUCGACUUCGGCGACGAGCCCGUCUCCGACUCCCUCGUCGCCCGCCUCAUCGCCCGCCGCGCCGUCGCCUCCGUCCACUACCGCUGCCGCCCCCUCAAGGCCGACCUCGCCGCCUGGGCCCGUAGGGCCCACGGCGCCGCCGUCGUCGACGCCAGGUCCGCCCCCAGGUACCACCCGCGCGCCUUUCCUCAGCUGCCGCUGUAG